Prosopis cineraria is the source of this 500-nucleotide messenger RNA. RefSeq lists its product as uncharacterized. Bases 22 to 366 code for a protein of 114 amino acids. Lineage: Eukaryota; Viridiplantae; Streptophyta; Magnoliopsida; Fabales; Fabaceae. The transcript is spliced from 3 exons. The record is from RefSeq and is a predicted model, not a curated record.
AGGAGCUCCCUAUCUCCAAAGAUGGUUGAGGCACUAAUUUGUGCCCAAAACUGGCUAUCUCCAUCAACUGCGAAACUAAAAGGCGUUGAUGUUGAUAAUUUUAAUAAUAUAGAGCAAGCUGUGGAAGGGAAGGAAUUUGAAGUGAUCGAGAAUAUGGGAAGAAUUCAAGUGCUGUUCAAAUGGAAGCAGUAUGAGGAUAAGAUGGUUCGUGGGAUGAAUAGAAGCAGUGGUCAUUAUCAAUUCGCUAUCUGGAAGCUCAAAAGCCAAUUGGUUGUUCAGAUGACACAUGGCAAGUACAGCGAUGCAUGGGCCUUUUUGUUGUCCCUGUCAAGCCCACCAAAAAAGCCCAUCCAAAUUACGAUUUAAAGGGAAACACGCUCACCCUAAUCCCGUGCACACCCUCCUCCAUGUGAGGAUGUGAGCUUACCCGCAAUCUCACACACAUGCAAAAGCUUCUCCAUGCUUUCUUUCGGCUUUCAAGCACUUCUAGAUUCUUUUUA